AUGUCGAAAGCUUAUGACAGAGUGGAGUGGGGAUAUUUGGAAGCAAUCAUGGAAAAAAUGGGAUUUUGUAGUACAUGGAUCAAUUGGAUAAUGGAGUGUGUUUCGACAGUUUCUUUUUCUUUCAACAUCAAUGGGGAACCUAAAGGCUAUGUGAUACCCUCCAGAGGAAUUAGACAAGGUGAUCCACUAUCACCUUACCUAUUCCUGCUCAUUUCAGAAGGUUUUUUGAACUUGCUGGCCCAAGCAGAGAGGAACAAAAGACUGACUGGGAUGAAAAUCAGCAGACAUGGACCGUCAAUAACUCACCUUUUCUUUGCAGACGAUUCUUUGAUCUUUUGCAAAGCGGACAAAACUCAAGCUGAAGCAGUGAUGGGAAUAUUAAAGACGUAUGGAAGAGGAUCAGGCUAG
Coffea arabica (coffee) is the source of this 408-nucleotide messenger RNA. RefSeq lists its product as uncharacterized. The record is from RefSeq and is a predicted model, not a curated record. NCBI's taxonomy places the organism in Eukaryota, Viridiplantae, Streptophyta, Magnoliopsida, Gentianales, Rubiaceae.